AUGGCGGGGGUUCGGAGUUCACAUCUGGAUCCUGUUCCGCCCCGGCCAGCCUGGGCUCUUCCUCCCCUAACCCCGCCCCCCGUCAGGCUCCGGGGCCGAAGGGGCGGCCAGAAGCCUACCGUACGCGGGGCCCCGGCCCGCCUUGCUCCCCCGCCUCCGUUUCCAGCCCCGACGGGCUCCAGGGCGCGGUCAGAGCCGGGACCAGGCCCCCCGGUCCCUGUCCCUCCUCCGGGUGGCUCGUCAGGUCCAGACGCCCCCGACAGGCAGUCGGGCGGACGGGCUGCCGGGGCCGCAGCAGUGCCUGGAAGAUGGACCCCCCGAACCCCCAGAGCGAGCACCGUGCCUCCCGGCCCGGGGCUCAUUCGCACCACGUGCAGCAGCGGUGGCGGCGGCUUCGUCGGGGCGGGCGCACCCCCAGCGGGCCCGGGUCCUUCCGAGGGGUUACUAGCCCGCGGCUAUCCCGCCACCUACCCUGCCUUGCUCAAGGUGGCGCAGAUGAUCUCCCUCCUGAUUGCCUUCCUCUGCGUGAAGAACUCCGUGUGGACCGACUACAGUGCCUACAGCUACUUUGAAGUGGUCACCAUGUGUGACCUGCUGAUGAUUCUGGUCUUCUACCUGGUCCACCUUUUCUCCAUCUACAGAGUGCUCACCUGCAUCAGCUGGCCAUUGGCGGAGCUUCUCCAUUACUUAAUUGGUACCAUCCUUCUUCUGAUUGCAUCCAUCGUGGCAGCAUCCAAGAGUCAUGGCACAGAUGGCCUUGUGGCUGGAGCGGUCUUUGGGUUCCUGGCUACUUUCCUAUGCAUGGCGAGUAUCUGGUUCUCCUACAAGAUUUCAUGUAUAACCCAGGCUACAGCUGCAGCUGUGUGAUGGCAUCACUCGAAAUGCCUCCUCCCUGGCAGGAAGAGUCCACGUGGGGCCCAAGGGGAAAUGUGGCUGAGGGGGGCCAACCGGAAGGGCCACCUGUUGUCAGUGAGAUGAAGGAAGGCUUUUGAAGCAGAGUUCUUGGUGCCAAAAGACUGCCCCCAAAGGAUGGAGAGACCUCCUGAGAACUCUCCCAGCCCCUUCCUGGAGUUCUGUCCAGAAGAUGGGCUUCCAGGUCAUCUCAGCAUUCCCAAGACUUACUCCCGUUUCCCUAGCAACAGCCCUGCCUCUGCUUGGGUGUGGAAUGGGACAGGAUGGGACGGGCAGGAAAACGGCUUCAUGCAGCCCUUUGCCUUCUUCUGUGUGUGAAACCUCUUCAGGUCCCUCCCGGGUCUCCGUUUCUUAGGCUGGGGGUGCUCUGAAAACAAGUCUUUGUCUAUUUCUGUCCUCAGUUCCCUCCGGACUGAAACCCUUUUGUAAAACAAGCGCCCCCUCCCCAUCCCUAAUUUAUCUGCUUUUGUAAAUCCAGACUUGCUAAAAGUCCCGAUAAGCACUGUGCACACGGGGAAGCGACCCCCUGCCUCAUUUUGGCAUCCUUGCCCCUGGCUACCACAAACCAAGAGAAGUAAAGCCUGCGCUUGGGUAA
Messenger RNA from Monodelphis domestica (gray short-tailed opossum), 1507 nucleotides. It is a transcript of the gene CMTM7, whose product is annotated as CKLF like MARVEL transmembrane domain containing 7. Lineage: Eukaryota; Metazoa; Chordata; Mammalia; Didelphimorphia; Didelphidae. Gene Ontology annotation, cellular component: membrane. The record is from RefSeq and is a predicted model, not a curated record.